CGGUACAUCAACGAUCACAGUUCUUAUUAACCACAAUUGCUAAUAAAAACGCCAGAAGAAAGUAGUUAGUAUAAACAAACCCAUCAAUCGCCAGCAGACUUGUAACUUUCAUUAUCCACAAUAUUGUUCAGUCACAGUUACGAUGGGACUUCAGUGGGAAUUGGAGGCAAUAGUUGUACUCCAGCUGAAAAUGUGCGGAAAUAUUAGUCGGUACGAGGACAGAGCUGUAAUAUUACACUAUGAUUUGUUCUUUUCAUAGUAGAAAAGCUGUUUGGUUUGCCACCAUCCAAUGAGUUUACUCUCAUCAAAUAACCACUAGAGGUUUUUGUGCUCGGCUCGCAACACUAACACACACACUGUCUCUCUCUCUCUCUUUGCCAACAAUUCUUUUGUAUCCCAUCUCCAUAACAACAGUGUGAGUGGCCGAGAGCGAGAGCGGGCAGAGAGAGUGAGUUUCUAAUAUUCACCGCAUGGAAAGGCGGAGCUGCGGAGAGCAUGUGUGAGUGAGUGUGUGUGAGAGAAACGGAGAUGCUCAGAUGGUAGUGUGUGUCGGGGUGGAAUCAGGGCGGUGUGAUGACUUGAAGCACAUCAGAGUAGAUGAAGACGCAGGAGAUCAGCUAACGCCACACAUGGCUAACUUGAAGAAGUUUAUGGAAUAUGUUCAGCAGAGGAACGUUGAGAAGGUAUCAAAGUUUCUGGAGAAAGGGCUCGACCCAAACUACCACGACCCAGACACCGGAGAAUGUCCUCUGACAAUGGCGUCGCAGCUGGAAGGUUGUGCAGAGCUUAUAAAGGUCCUGAAGAAUGGAGGAGCUCACCUGGAUUUCAGGACCAGAGAUGGCAUUACCGCCCUUCACAAAGCAGUCCGCACCAAGAACCACACGGCACUUAUUACGCUGCUGGAUCUGGGAGCCUCUCCGGAUUACAAGGACAGUCGAGGCCUCACUCCUCUGUAUCACAGCUCUAUGGUGGGGGGCGACCCAUACUGCUGCGAGCUCCUGCUGCACGAUCACGCUCAGGUGGGCUGCAUGGAUGAGAACGGCUGGCAGGAGAUUCACCAGGCUUGCCGUCAUGGACAUGUGCAGCAUCUGGAACACCUGCUGUUUUACGGAGCGGACAUGAGCGCUCAGAAUGCUUCUGGAAACACUGCCCUGCACGUGUGUGCUCUCUACAACCAGGAUAGCUGCGCGAGAGUGUUGCUGUUCAGAGGGGCGAAUAAGGAGAUUAAGAACUACAACAGCCAAACUGCCUUCCAGGUGGCUAUUAUAGCUGGAAACUUUGACCUGGCAGAAAUUAUAAAGACUCACAAAGCAUCAGAUGUUGUGCCUUUCAGGGAAACGCCUUCCUACACAAAUCGCCGGCGCGUGACUGGAGGCGACACUCUGACAUCCUCACGCUCGCUGCCUCGCUCCGCCUCCGACAAUAACCUGAACAAUGUGGCAGACGCUAGCCACGCCCACUCCCCUGUGCCGUCUCUGAGGAGCCUGCCCCCUCUGGCCCACUCCGGGAUCGACCCUGCGGCUGACGGCAGUCUACAGAGCACGGGCAGCUCGUUGUCCUCACACUCCCGCUCACCGUCCCUCCAGCGCGUCACUGAGGAGGCCAGCGUGCUUGCAGGACGCCGACACAUGCCCCUCAUGCACUCACACAGCCGCGGACGCCUCAGCCCGGGGACGGUCCAGCGGGACCCCAGCCCUCCUCCCGUGGGGCCCUCGCACACACUCUCAGGAGCCCGGGGCCCCAAAAGGAAACUCUACAGCGCGGUGCCGGGGCGCACAUUCAUCGUGGUCAAACCAUACUCACCGCAGGGAGAGGGAGAGAUCCAGCUGAACCGCGGAGAGAGGGUCAAAGACUACCACUCAAACGCAGUGGAAGUGUUAAGUAUAGGAGAAGGGGGAUUCUGGGAAGGGACGGUAAAAGGAAGAACCGGUUGGUUUCCUGCAGACUGCGUGGAGGAAGUACAGAUGAGACAGUAUGAUCCUCGACUUGAGACGAGAGAGGAUCGAAACAAGAGGCUGUUCAGACAUUACACUGUGGGCUCCUACGACAACUUUACCUCAUAUAGUGAUUACAUCAUCGAGGAGAAGAACGCUAUGCUCCAGAAGAAGGAGAAUGAGGGAUUCGGCUUUGUUUUGCGAGGAGCAAAAGCGGAGACACCCAUUGAAGAGUUUACACCCACACCUGCCUUUCCUGCACUGCAGUACCUUGAGUCUGUGGAUGUCGAGGGCGUGGCCUGGAGGGCGGGGCUUAGAACUGGAGACUUCCUCAUUGAGGUGAAUGGUGUAAAUGUGGUAAAAGUGGGACACAAGCAGGUGGUGUCACUCAUCCGGCAGGGCGGGAACAGCCUCCUGAUGAAGGUGGCAUCAGUCACACGCAAGCCAGAGUCUGAGGAGACAGUCAGGAAAAAAGCGCCCCCGCCUCCUAAAAGAGCACCCAGCACCACCCUCACCCUGAGGUCCAAAAGCAUGACCGCUGAGCUCGAAGAACUGGCCUCUGCAAGGAGGAGGAGAGGAGAAAGGUUAGAUGAGAUUUUGGCCUCUCAGGAGACAGUACUGAGGCCAAAGGUGGAAGCAGACUAUAGAGCCGCCACGGUGAAGCAACGUCCUACCAGUCGCCGAAUUACACCAGCAGAAAUCAGUUCUCUUUUUGAGCGACAAGGACUUGCCCUUCAUGGUGCUCUUCACCCAGCGUUGGAAAAAGCCCACAUGCAGCUGCCGAAAAGCAUGGCUCGAACAAAGUCUUUUGGAGCCACCGAAGAGGAUCGACUGUCUGCCCUGGCAGCGGAGCACAGAUUUCCACGAAGCUCCUCCAUGACGGACAGCCUGAGAGACAGCCAUAGUAUCCCUCCACCUCCUCAGAUGGCUCCCCCACCUCCUCCAUCGCUUUACUAUCUAGAUACUGGACCCCCUCCUUCAUUCUGCCCACCCCCUCCCCCUGGCCGCCUUCACGACCCCAGCCGUUCCAGUUUUAAACCAGGCUCUGAGCCGAGACUACAUGCAUUGCCUCAGACAAUGUCUGCUGAGCUGUAUGAGCCGCCUCGCCAUGCCUCCCACAUGGAGAGGCAGAAGAAAGCCCGCUCCAUGAUCAUCCUGCAGGAUUCCUCCCACCUCCCUGUGGAGCCUACUGACAUCCCCAGGCCAGGUCCUGUCUCAACUCCGCCUGAGAGAAUCAAGCGGAAAGGCAGAAUCAUAGAUAACCCCUACGCCAAUGUGGGUCAGUUCAGCGUGGGUAUGUUCACGCCAACUCCCAGCAAGCCACAACGGAGGAAGAGCCCACUUGUUAAGCAACUGCAGGUGGAAGAUGCUCAGGAAAGAGCCUCGCUAGCAUUGGCAUCCAUCCAUGCGAGGGAGCACUCUCCUUCUGGGCGCCUUGCUGCCCAGCACACCAGCAGGUCUGACUUCUUUCAUCAGCAGCAGCAGCUGUUGCAUGAACGCAGUCAAGCUCAUGCUGAAGGACUGUUGCAAGGAAAAGGACCUUUUGCUGCUGCCAUUGCUGAUGCUGUGAAGGACAGAGAACGUCGUCUGGAGGAGAGGCGGAAAUCUACAGUCUUCCUAUCAGUGGGAACUAUGGAGGGCAGUUCAGCACCACCCCCCGAGGCCCCCUCGCUCACACCAUCCCGUUCUGUUGAUGAACGAAUGCUCACGCGUGAACUCGGUCAAUUGCCUCCUCCCGCCUUGGCGUUACGUCCCUCACCUGGGGGCACCACCUUCAUUCACCCACUGACAGGUAAGCCCCUGGACCCCAACUCUCCAUUGGCACUUGCGCUGGCCGCAAGAGAACGAGCAUUAACUUCCCAGAGUCAGUCCCCCUCAAGCAGCCCUGAGCCCAGAACUAAACAUGAAACUGCUGGAGGGGUACUGUAUAUGGAGACCCAGACCAAAGAGGCUGAGCGGUCAGAGGGUGAGGGUGGGUUUGCUUCACCUCCCUUUUCUCCUGCAACAAAAAGAAUUUACGAGACCUCCGUCCCCACUAGCAAGAUUCAGUGGGGAAGUCCCAUAUCUACCAGGAAAGAGUUAGAAACAAGGACAGAAAGGAAGGAGGAGAGGAAAAUUGAGGACAAAAAGAGUAUGAUCAUCAGCAUCAUGGACACGUCUCAGCAGAAAACGGCUGGGCUUAUCAUGGUUCAUGCAACGAGUAAUGGGCAGGCUGUAGGGCCCAGUCCAGAGCGCAGUGUCCCUUCCCCUAAGGGGAUAUUGUCAGAAAGUCCCAAACCCAUGUUGGCCGAAAUUAAACGUGCAAAGUCCCCUGGUCCCGAAGCUCCUUCGAUAUCCACCCCACCACCCACCGCAGCUCCAACUUCCCAGCCCCCUCCCAGCCCAUCCUCAGACAAAACCUUGGCUCAGGGUAGUUCUGAGGAGGAUGCCGAACCCUAUACAGUCACCUUGCCACCUGCCAUGCUAUCCUCCAGUGACGAGGAGACAAGAGAGGAGCUUCGUAAAAUCGGUGUGGUUCCUCCGCCGGACGAAUUUUCAAAUGGCCUUCUUGCUAAGACUCCUGAAACUGCAGUACCUCCUGCUCCCACGUUGACGCAGACAACUCCUUCUACCUUGCCCUCAGCUCCACCCGCUCCACCACCCCCUGCUCCUACAGCAGCGGUCGCUGCAGCAGCACAGGUCCCUGCUAGCAGUGGCCUGCAAGCAGCCUCAGGGAAGCCAUCUGAGUCCCACCUGGGCCCAGAGUCUGCUGCUGACUCCGGGGUGGAAGAGGUAGACACUCGUAGCUCCAGCGAUCAUCACCUGGAGACCACGAGCACCAUCUCUACUGUCUCCAGCAUGUCCACACUGUCCUCGGAAAGCGGCGAGCCAACAGACACUUACACCACCCACGCAGAUGGCCAGACGUUCAUUCUUGAUAAGCCGCCAGUGCCUCCAAAGCCAAAGCUCAAGUCCCAGCUCAGCAAGGGCCCGGUGACGUUCAGGGACCCCCUGCUCAAGCAGUCAUCUGAUAGCGAACUGCUCUCACAGCAGCAUGCGGCUGCACUGGCUGCUGCUGCGGGAGCCUCAGGCCCGGCCAGACCCCGCUACCUCUUCCAGAGACGCUCCAAGUUGUGGGGGGACACAGUAGAACCCCGUCCGCUUUCGGGGGCAGAGGAAGGCAAGCCCACUGUGAUCAGCGAGCUCAGCUCCCGGCUGCAGCAGCUGAACAAGGACACACGCUCACUUGGGGAAGAGCCACUUGGAGCUUCACUUGACCCCGGACGAAAAUCCCCCGUGGUCGGUCCAAGACUCUUCAGCAGUUUGGGAGAGCUCCAUACUAUCUCUCAGAGAGGCUACGGCACCACCUACACCAUCAGACCAGGCAGCCGCUACCCAGUAACCCGCAGGACUCCCAGUCCCGGAUCCCCGGACCGCUCAGAUCCUCUAGGACCCAUCCGGGGUUUCGGCCUGGCCACGUCACCGAUCACACCUCCCACCAUCCUUAAGUCGUCCAGCCUCAGUCUCCCUCACGAACCGAAAGAAGUGCGUUUCGUCAUGAGGAGCUCCAGUGCACGGAGUCGCUCACCCUCGCCGGCCCCUUCGCCAGGCAUGACCUCCCCGCUUCUCACCCUGCGGCCGUUCCACCAGAAACCCCUUCAUCUGUGGAACAAGUACGACGUGGGAGACUGGCUGGCCAGCAUUAACCUGGCCGAACACCGGGAUCGUUUCCAGGAGCACGAGAUCGAGGGCUCCCAUCUGCCUGCUCUGACCAAGGAGGACUACGCUGAGCUGGGUGUGACACGUGUCGGUCACCGCAUGAACAUUGAGCGCGCCCUUAAACAGCUGCUGGAGAGUUGACCACGCGCCUCCCUCUGCCUGUAGCUAGUCUCAACACGGUUUACUUUUAAAUUCCUACUUUAUUUCAUUUGGGGGGGGGGUUCUUGUGAUUUCAGAGCUUUCAAGAAACACUCUAUGUUUUUUUUUUGGAAGUGACCUGAAGUUAACAGUUGGGGUUUACCAUUUUUGAAGCCUUUUAGCUGAUCUCUGGGUCUGGCAGGAGCACUUUUAGUUUAGCUUAGCAUAGAUCAUUGAAUUGGAUUAGACCAUUACCAUCUUACUCAAUAAAAAAAACUGAAAAUUAUUUUUAAUAAGCUUAAUAUUUUAAGCUUCUCGCUCAAAAAUGACCAAAUAGUUUAAACAUUUUCCUUUUUAAAGCUUGACCUUUCUGUAGUUAAAUUGUGUAUGAAGACUGACGGAGAAUUAAAAGAUGCUAUUUAUUAGGUCAGUAAGUCUAAGAACUAAUGGCCUAAUGCUAUUUAAUCACACAUGCUAAUCAGUUUACGAGUUAUCCAGAGUUAAUAGUUGGUGUUUACCAUUUUUGAAUAUUUUAAGCCAACUCCGGGUCUGGCAGGAGCACUUUUAGCUUAGCUUAGCAUAGAUCAUUGAACUGCAUUAGACCAUUAGCAUCUCACUUAAUAAUUUUCCUCCGCUAUAGUUACAUCGUGACUGAUGGAAAAUGAAAAGAUGCUAUUUAUUAGCUCAGUAAGUCUAGAAACUAUAUCGUCAUUUGGGUGUAA
This is a messenger RNA of Danio rerio (zebrafish), 6493 nucleotides long. NCBI's taxonomy places the organism in Eukaryota, Metazoa, Chordata, Actinopteri, Cypriniformes, Danionidae. The record is from RefSeq and is a predicted model, not a curated record.